This is a messenger RNA of Halichondria panicea, 1854 nucleotides long. RefSeq names its product epsin-1-like. Gene Ontology annotation, molecular function: phospholipid binding; clathrin binding. The transcript is spliced from 12 exons. Bases 140 to 1687 code for a protein of 515 amino acids. The record is from RefSeq and is a predicted model, not a curated record. NCBI's taxonomy places the organism in Eukaryota, Metazoa, Porifera, Demospongiae, Suberitida, Halichondriidae. Gene Ontology annotation, biological process: endocytosis. Gene Ontology annotation, cellular component: plasma membrane; endosome; clathrin vesicle coat.
CCCCUUCACAGCGCACAUGAGUAAAGUUCUUUAUCAUGUGACACUGCUUAUUGGGUGUGGAUACGCCAUUAUUAGCUUACUAGCUAUAACACUCGUGCUCUACAAUAGCUACUCUUGAGAGGCUACCAGAUCAGAGGACAUGAGCAAGUUCAAGAGGGAAUUCAAGAACGUGGUGUACAACUACACGGAUGCGGAGGCCAAGGUUCGUGAGGCCACCUCCAACGAUGCAUGGGGACCCAGUAAUACACUCUUGACAGAACUAGCAGAGUACACCUUCCAUGUUCAAGCAUACGGUCUCGUCAUGGGCAUGCUGUGGAAGCGCCUUAAUGACCAUGGCAAGAACUGGAGACAUGUGUACAAGAGCUUGGUGGUGCUGGACUUCCUCAUCAAGUCAGGCAGUGAGCGCGUGACAGUACAGUGCAAGGAAAACAUGUUCUCCAUCCAAACACUCAAAGAUUUCCAGUAUAUGGACAAGGAGGGCAAAGACCAGGGAACCAAUGUUCGUGAGAAGGCUAAAGCGCUAGUGUCUCUACUCAAGGAUGAGGAGAGACUAAAGGAGGAGAGAAGGAGAGCACACCUGGCUAGAGAGAGGCAGAUUGCACAGGGCAACACUGCUAGUGCCUCCCCUAAGACUGCCACCAGGGUCAAGUUUGCAGAUGGUGCAGGAUCAACAAAUAGUGCGUCUGCCCCACCCCCCACUACUGGGGGGAGUCCCCAUAGACAAGUGCAGGACGUUGAACAAGCUAGACCCACACACAUGAGCGAGGAAGAGAUGCAGCUCAAUCUGGCACUGCAGCUAUCAAAGCAACACGCCGAGGAGGAAGAGAGACUUAAGAGCCAGGAGGAUGAAUCGCUGCGUGCUGCUAUAGCCCUAUCCAAACAAGAUGCUGGAGAUGAAGAGACCACAGUACCUAACGAUGAUGAUGACCAACCUCCUAAUGAUGGGGGCAACCUCCUCUUAGACUUCUCAGAGACAGGCAUAGCUGACCCCUGGAGCCAGACUGCUGGACCCCCUGCAGAGCCACCCCCCUCAUAUGAUACACUGGUUGAUCCGUUUGCUGGCACCUCUGAUCCCUUUGCUUCAACCAGUACGACCUCUGACCCCUUCGCUCCCGCCAGUAGUACAACCUCUGACCCCUUUGCUUCUGUCACUACAACCUCUGACCCCUUUGCUCCAGCCAGCAGCAGCGCAGGUAACGUGUGGGGUGGUGGUUGGAACAACAGCUCAGUGUCUCCUCAACCAAGCGCUGCAACACCGUGGGGUAUGGAGAAUGGAUCCAUCUCCUUGGGCAUCAACCAACCAACCACCUCUCUGUCUGCUAAUCCUUUUGACCUCUCAACUCUGAACUCUGACCUCCCACCCCUUAACAACAGUCAGACAAAGCCACAAUCACGAAUAGAGGAUCAGUUUCUGGGCACUAACUUUGGGAACCUUGUUGACCUGGACUCGCUCACAAUCCCGCCUCCCAUUCUGAACAAUCCUAACCCGUUUGGAACCACACCUCCGGCCAACCCGUUUGACUCCACCAAACCAACACCCCCUUCACUCAACCAGAUCGGCAACACAGGGUUCACUGCUCCAGAGCUGCUCCCUCCUCCGCUGGUCCCUACUGGGGGCAGUCCCUUGCCUGGAGGGUCACCAGUGUUCUCUCACACACCUAAGAGUCAGGUUAACCCCUUUAGCUGAAAGUACACUUGAGAUUGUUAUUCAUGUUGUCACAAACUAGUCAUGGUUGCUGUAUAGAAGUAGGAACACUCCACGUGUGCAUUACAUAAGAAUUCUUAUUUUUUGAUGACAAACUGUAUAUAUUGUGUAACAUAUCGUGUGUUUUUAAGACAUUUAUUAAUGCUGAA